UCUCUCUCUCUCUCUCUCUCUAACACACACACACCACCACCACUGCCAUCGUCCCUUUUAAGCUCCGCCACCCCGUCCUGCUUCAUCUUUCUUCACUGGCAUUGGAGAGCAUAUAUACCUCUGUAAAAAACAAGAUGGGAGAGAUUUCCGGGUUCCAAGUAGGAGUCAUCGGCGCGUUGUUCCUUUCCGUUGCAUCAUCGGUGUCCAUUGUCAUCUGCAACAAGGCCUUGAUGAGCAAUCUUGGUUUUCCAUUUGCCACAACACUUACUAGCUGGCACCUCAUGGUGACAUACUGCAGUCUUCAUGCCGCGUUACGCUUAAAUUUCUUCGACAGCAAGCCGGUCGACAUCAAAACCGUCGUGCUUUUUGGCAUCUUAAACGGUAUAUCCAUUGGAUUGCUGAAUCUCAGCUUGGGAUUUAAUUCCAUCGGCUUCUAUCAGAUGACGAAACUUGCAAUCAUACCCUUCACUGUCUUGCUGGAAACUCUGUUCUUGAAAAAGCAAUUCAGCCGAAAAACGAAGUUCUCUUUGUCGAUCUUGCUGCUUGGAGUUGGCGUUGCGUCUAUAACCGACCUUCAGCUAAACACUGUUGGAUCAAUUCUAUCACUUCUAGCCAUCGUAACAACUUGCGUCGGCCAAAUUCUGACAAAUACAAUACAAAAGAAACUGAACGUAUCGUCAACUCAGCUGCUAUACCAAUCGGCCCCGUUUCAGGCAGCUAUUCUCUUCGUCUCGGGACCUUUCUUGGACCAAUGCCUAACCAAUCAAAACGUCUUCGCCUACAAAUACUCUCCCAUUGUUUUGGGAUUCAUAGUACUUUCGUGCUUGAUAGCUGUGUUUGUGAACUUGAGCACAUUCUUGGUAAUCGGGAAGACUUCGCCGGUUACUUAUCAAGUGUUGGGACAUUUAAAAACAUGUCUUGUUCUUGGAUUUGGAUACACUUUGUUGCACGAUCCUUUUACUACAAGAAACAUCGUUGGGAUACUUAUUGCACUUGUCGGGAUGCUUUUGUAUUCUUACUUCUGCUCCGUCGAGACCAAAAGGAAGCAAGACGGAGAUGUUUCGUCUUUGUCUCAGGUUAGAGAGAAAGAUACUACACUUCUACUUUUGAGCCAUGAGAAUGAAAACUCCAAGAAACCCCUUGUUUAGUUGUUUAAGCUUAAUUGUAAAAAAAAAAUUCUUUUUUUUUUUGUCAUUUUUAAGAUUUUGAUUAUUUAAUAAACCAAGAGUACAGAAAUUAUCAAUAGUUUUGGUAUUUGUUGUUGUUAUUGGUUCUACUUCUGCAUCUAUGUUGCACGGAAACUUCAACUUCUUAAUAUUUUCGUAUUUCGAAC
Molecule: messenger RNA, 1333 nt
Organism: Erythranthe guttata (spotted monkey flower)
Lineage: Eukaryota; Viridiplantae; Streptophyta; Magnoliopsida; Lamiales; Phrymaceae
Product: UDP-xylose transporter 1
Source: RefSeq, a predicted model, not a curated record